Molecule: messenger RNA, 1308 nt
Organism: Aspergillus nidulans FGSC A4
Lineage: Eukaryota; Fungi; Ascomycota; Eurotiomycetes; Eurotiales; Aspergillaceae
Product: putative C2H2 finger domain protein
Exons: 3
Coding region: 1-1308 (435 amino acids)
Biological process (GO): ribosomal large subunit biogenesis
Cellular component (GO): cytoplasm
Molecular function (GO): zinc ion binding; nucleic acid binding
Source: RefSeq, a predicted model, not a curated record
AUGGCGGACCUUCCAUACACCUGUAACACUUGCUUUGUUGCCUUUCGCAGCAGCGAUGGCCAGCGCGACCAUAUGCGCACAGAUUGGCAUCUGUACAAUAUGAAACGUCGUGUUGCGUCUCUUCCCCCAGUGUCUCAAGAAAUCUUCAACGAAAAGGUUCUGGCCGCCAAAGCUUCCUCCAACGCCGCGGCCGCCAAGGCCUCUUUUGAGAAAACCUGUGUCGCCUGCCAAAAGACCUUCUACAGCGAAAAUUCCUACCAGAAUCACGUGAAGAGCUCGAAGCAUAAGGCUCGUGAAGCGCGACUGAACAGAGAAAAUGCCGAUGAUACAUCGUCGGUUAUGAGCUCAACCUUCUCACUUGGGGAGCCCAUCAACAAGCCUCGCGAGGCUGAUGUAGCCGCUGUCACCGAGAGUCUAAAGGAGGCGACGAUCGCGGAGAAAGAUGAGGACGAGGAGAUUGCCGAUGCGGAUUCUUAUUCAUCUUCUCACUGCUUAUUCUGCAACAACGAGUCGACAAGCAUUGAAGAAAAUAUCGAACACAUGUUCAAGAGCCACGGCAUGUUCAUCCCAGAACGCACAUACCUUGCAGAUCUAGAAGGUCUCAUUCGAUACCUUUACCGGAAAAUAAACGAGAACAGCGAGUGUAUCUAUUGCCAUGUCAUCCGAAACAGCCCCGCCGGCAUCAAGACACACAUGAAAGACAAAGGUCACUGCAUGAUAGCAUUUGAGAGCGAGGCGGAACAAAUUGAGAUCGGGCAGUUCUACGAUUUUAGAAGCACCUAUUCAGAUGAAGAGAACGACGACGAUUCGGUCGAAAUGGUCGACGGCGGCGUCAAAGUCUCCGGCUCAGACGCUGAAGACGACGGAUGGGAAACAGACGCCUCAUCGUUGGACGAUGAUGACGAAGAAGGAAACGCGAAGAGCGCUCCUGCAGUCUAUAGAACCGAAUACGAGCUCCACCUCCCAUCCGGCCGGACCGCAGGUCACCGCUCGCUCGCACGAUACUACCGCCAGAAUCUGCACAACUAUCCGACUGCGGAGGAGCGCUACGCCCGCCAACUUGCCAUUGAGAAUGGCGAGAUCCAAGAGGAAGAGAAGCCCCGUGGCCGCAACGCCAACCGUGCCCUUGUUACUCGUGCUAACGGCGGUACGGGCAUGAUUGGAGUCGCGGACAUCGACAAGCGCAACGUUGUCGAGAGCGAGCGAAAGGAACGGACUCGUGCUAUCCGUCAAGAACAGCGGUACACAGCUCGUGUGAACAGAGCCGCUAACAACCAAAAGCACUUCAGGGAUCCUUUGCUGCAGUGA